Molecule: messenger RNA, 3077 nt
Organism: Aphis gossypii (cotton aphid)
Lineage: Eukaryota; Metazoa; Arthropoda; Insecta; Hemiptera; Aphididae
Product: acetyl-coenzyme A transporter 1-like
Exons: 9
Coding region: 1071-2651 (526 amino acids)
Cellular component (GO): membrane
Molecular function (GO): acetyl-CoA transmembrane transporter activity
Source: RefSeq, a predicted model, not a curated record
UAUAACUAUUAUGAAUUUAUGAAUAAUGAAUGUGUAGGUAUCUUAUUGUUAUUAAAAACUGUUUUUUUCUAUGAAUAAUAACCGAUUUAUUUAAUAUAUUUAUUUGAGCAUGGUUUAAAUAUAUAUAGACAUGUGAUACGAUAAUGAUAAUACUUAUUACCUUAUUACUGUGGAUAGUUAAUAAUAUGUGGAAUUCAUCAUGGUAAUAAACUUCAUUUGGUACUGGAUGUAACGAUUUGAUAUGAAUAAAAAAAUCAGGAAAUAUACCUAGUUAUUUAUCUUACAUUUUAAAUUACUGAAAAUAAAUUAUAAUACAAAUAACAUAUUCUAGUUUCAAUUAAAUACGUUAUAAAUUUAUAGUAUUCGAUAUUGAUGUCAAAAAUAAUUAAAUAAUAUUAUUCUUAAAUAUAUUUUAUAUAUUUUACGUAUUUAUAUUUUGGCGUUAAAAUAAUACAUAAAUAUAUAUUAUAAACAUUUAUAUUUAUCUUACAUUAUUAGUUUAUGAUAAUCAAUCGUAAUGUUACACUUGACAAAAUAAAAUUUCAUUGACGAACUCUAUUGGUUACUUUCAUUGUAAUUGUUUAUACUAAUUGUAAAUAUUGUAAAAAUUAUUUUAAAGUACAUAAUUGUUCAUUGAAUUGACCGCUAAAUCGAUUUUGGUUGUAUAUAAUUAUAAGUAUUAUACUAUUAUCUAUCUCUUCUGCAUCUUAGUAUUUAUUACUACAUUAAAUAACUCACGUUAAAGAUCUACAAUUUGUACACUCACCUACAAGGGUUAUCAAAAAAAAAUAUCUAACUAGUUAAUUCGCUAUCUAUUUCCCUCUACAAAACCUUUAAUUAUUAGAAUAAGAUUUUACAUUGUUCACUGAUAAACAUAAUAUAAACGAUUAUUCGAUGAUUUAUAUUUUGUUGGUAAAAACGUAUGAUUUUUUUAUCAAUUGAAUUGUUUGAUUGCGAAUAAAAUAUUACCUAAAAAUCAUUUUAAACAUUUUCGUUUUUUUUAAUAUGUGAUUUACGGUGUGUACGAAAUACGAAGUUAAUUUAUUAUAUAUUCAAACUUUUGAGUAAGCAUGACUUUGCCAAAACAGGAAGAUGAACCGACUAAAUCGGUAGUGAAAAACGAAUUGAUUUUGGCUAAACCCAAUUUGAAAGGAGAUUGGUUGAAUUUAUUUCUAUUAUUCAUGCUAUACUUAAUGCAAACCAUACCAAUAGGCUUAGUCACUACUAUUUCAAUACUUCUGCAAAGCAAACAAAAUGUAACUUACAAAGAACAGGCUUUUUUUGGUCUAGUUAUGUGGCCGUUUAGUCUAAAAUUGUUAUGGGCUCCUUUGGUAGAUUCAUUCUAUGUACAAAAAUUUGGGAGGCGUAAGUCUUGGCUCAUUCCAAUUCAGAUUUUAUUGGGAGCAUGCUUUUUUUAUAUGGCUGACAGUAUCGAUGACUUGUUACCAGAAACGGGAAAACCAAAUAUACUUAAACUAACAUGUAUAGUUAUAUUAUGUAAUUUCUUGGCUGCUACACAAGAUAUAGCAGUUGAUGGAUGGGCGUUGAAUUUGCUACAAAAAAAUAAUGUGGGCUAUGCAUCUACAUGCUCAUCAGUUGGUCAAGGAAUGGGUUUAAUGUUGUGUUCCGUAUCCCUCAUUCUGUUUACGUCAGAAGACUUUGGUAAUAAGUAUUUAAGAAUUAUGUCUAGUACAGGAGGAAUAAUGACUAUGAAAAGUGUAUUUAUGGUUUGGGGAAUUUCAUAUAUGGCAAUUACAGCUUUAAUUGCAAUUUUCAAAAAUGAAAAAGAUUACCUAAUAGAGAAUAAUGAAACUAAGCUUACCAUUUUUCAAAACUAUACUGUUUUAUGGGACAUUAUAAAAUUACCCAGUAUGAAAAUAUUGGUAAUAGCAUUGUUGACAUCGAUGAUUGGAUUUGCACCGAGUGAAAAAUUGGUGAACUUGAAACUUAUAGACGUUGGCUUCCCAAAGGAAAACCUUAUGAUUAUACAAACAGGAAUGUAUAUUAUAAAAAUGAUUGUAUCAGUGAUAUCUGCAAAAUAUACCGCAGGUCAAAAACCGAUGAGCGUUUAUCUAAACAUUACCCCCAUCAAAUUAUUUUGGAAUAUCACGUUUCUUAUAUUUAUUAUUUUUGCAACAAAUCUAACAAAGAAUAACGGCGUCGUAGAUAUUCCAAUAUACUACUAUGCAAUAUUAGUGGUUAUAGAAUUAAUAAAUGAUAUCCAGUAUUACAUAAUGAUAACAGCUUUAGUAGCUUUUUAUUGUCGUAUAAGCGAUGAUCGUUUAGGCGGUACUUACAUGGCAUUCUUGAAUACUCUUUCAAAUAUAGGAAGUUUAUCGUCAAAAUUGAUUUCCUAUGCUUUAAUUGAUUUGCUGUCAGUCAAGGAAUGUUCAUUCGAUUCAAAAAAUAAUUGUUCUACAUCACAUCUUCAAAAUGUGUGUAAAUUAAAUGGAGGAGAUUGUAUGACAAUAGUUAAUGGCUAUUACGUUGAAUCAAUAUUAUGUACAAUUGUUGGAACCAUCUGGUAUAUUAUUUUUAAAAAUAAACUCAAACAAAUGCAAUGUAUGAGCCCAUCUCAUUGGCAAGUUAAAGUAAAUAUUCAAGAACCUGAAAAUUACGAGAAUUCUUAUGCGUUGAAAGUAAAAACAUAGUCAUUUUUAAAACGAAUAAAACAUAUAGCCAAUAUUAGUAAGUAUGUACAAAAUAAAAAUUAAUUGAUUUUAUACAAUAUAUUUUAAGUGUCUAAAUCAAAGUUUAAAAUUACUUUUCUUUGAUUCGAGAAUAUAUUAAUUAUUUUUUGUUAAUUAUUAAAUGCCAUUUAAUAAUAUAUUAAUAAUUGUACACAUCAAUUAUAACUAUUAUGAAUUUAUGAAUAAUGAAUGUGUAGGUAUCUUAUUGUUAUUAAAAACUGUUUUUUUCUAUGAAUAAUAACCGAUUUUUUUAAUAUAUUUAUUUGAGCAUGGUUUAAAUAUAUAUAGACAUGUGAUACGAUAAUGAUAAUACUUAUUACCUUAUUACUGUGGAUAGUUAAUAAUAUGUGGAAUUCAUCAUGGUAAUAAACUUCAUUUGGUACUGGA